AUGCGUGAGAUCAUCACGCUGCAGCUUGGGCAGCAAAGCAACUAUGUCGCCACACAUUUCUGGAACACCCAGGAGUCCUAUUUCACAUACGGAGCGGACGAAGAGUCGCCAGUAGACCAUGACGUCCAUUUCAGGCCUGGCCUUGGCGCCGAUGGCACGGAGACGUAUAUGCCCAGGACAGUCAUAUAUGACCUAAAAGGCGGCUUUGGGACGUUGCGGCAGCUCAACGCUUUGUACGAUACAAAGGACGAUGCAUCAGCGGCAAGCUUGUGGUCCGGCCAAACAGCCAUACACAGACAGCAGCCCAUAGAAGCCAGCGCAUACCAACAGAGCCUCGAUACGGGGCAGACGCCCCCCGAGCUGACCACCAGCGCGGUGCGGUACUGGUCCGACUUCAACCGCGUCUUCUUCCACCCGCGCUCCAUCAUCCAGCUCAACGAGUACGAGCUGAACUCGUCGCUCAUGCCCUUUGAGAAGUGGCACAUGGGCGAGGAGCUCUUCGCUUCGCUCGACAAGGACCAUGACCUCGUGGACCGCGACCUGCGCCCAUUUGUCGAGGAGGCCGAUCAGAUGCAGGGCAUUCAGGUUAUGACUGGGCUAGACGAUGCGUGGGGUGGGUUUGCGGCCAAGUACAUGGAGCGGUUGAGGGACGAGUAUGGGAAGACGCCGCUAUGGGUGUUUGGCGUGCAAGAGCCUGUCAGGGGUCUACCGAGGGAGAAAAAGAUGUUGAAGCUCGUCAACAAGGCCCGAGCCCUAGCGGAACUAAACUCACAGGCAUCUCUCAUCGUGCCUCUCUCGUUACCCGAGAGUCCUCUGCCGUCGAGUAUCCGUCUCGACCCGUCAUCCCCUUGGCACGUGUCUGCCCUCUUCGCUGCGGCCAUUGAGAGCACAACACUAUAUACGCGGCUCAAGACGACUGACCGGCUGUACUCGAGCAACCUCGGCAACAUGACAGACCUCCUGAACGUGUUCGGAAAGCAGACCAUCGCGAACAUCGAGAUGAGCUCUGUCGGGAAACCGAAAUCUCAGCAAAACGGUGCCAACGGCGGUGGUCUUGCUCUGAACGGGCGAGGCGAACACAUAUCCAGUGCGUAUGACGACGUCCCCGAGGACGGGUCAGAAACCGGGUCACAGAAGGGCAUGUUGUCUCUAGACGUAGACUUGUCCUCGCCUCAAGACCUUAGCCUCGACCCCGGAAGGAGGAGAGGUCGCAAACGACACGUCUUCAGCCAGGUACAGACGUACAGAGGGCCAGAAGAUCCCGAGGAUAAACGAAAGGAGGAUGAAAACUCCAGGGAGGCGGGAUACGGCAUGCGGCGCAGAACGAAGGUCCACGACUACCGCUCCACGGUCCCCUUCCCCAUCAUCGACAGCUACCCCAAGAUCUUCCGGGACGUGCGCCGGAGCACCACCGACGCCGACGACGAAGACGAUGACAAGCCGCCGCGCGAAUUCCUGCCGAUGCGCACGGCGCUGUCGACCGACACGUCGGUCAUGAACAAGGUCAAGGCGCUGCGCACCGCCGUGGUGCGGUCGAUCGGGCUCGAGGAUCGCGAGACGGUGGGCAACGAGCUGGCCGAGAUCGCCGAGGGCUACCGCGAGGGCUGGGAUAGUGGCAGUGAUGAGGAUGAUGAUUAG
Molecule: messenger RNA, 1638 nt
Organism: Anthostomella pinea
Lineage: Eukaryota; Fungi; Ascomycota; Sordariomycetes; Xylariales; Xylariaceae
Source: the annotation of a GenBank genome assembly